ACGCAUUCAGGAAGAUAAACAUUGGAUAUGUCUGCGACGUGGAGAGUUGCUGAUUAGCGUUUAUAUUCAUCGUGAAGUCGGCUAAGAGAUACAAUUUCAGUUGUAUUGUUACUUUUACGUUUCAAAUACCAAAUGCGUCGUGAAUAUACAUGUCGUAUACAAAUCACUAGACGGUGUCGAUAUGCGCCAAUAAAAGCUGUUAGCUAACUGUUAGCUCUCUAUCCAUGACCUGCAACAACAAUCCUGUGUUUCAAGAUCCUUUCCCUAAUGGCGUGACACAUGACGUUAGUCCAUUUUUAUCUCAAACUGCAUUUAGUUAAUAGGUCCGCGCUAACCUUUGCUAUCCUCCCUUUACACUUAAGGCUAACAUAAUUGCUUGUUAGGUGAGCUAGGUUGGGUGCGUCCACCCUUGUUCCUCUAGUAGCGGUACUCGAGUUACCUCUUUUUUUUUUUUUAAACCGAAUGUUGUUUCGGUGAACAAUGCUCUCUACCAGUCGAUUUACUGCAGGAAGAUGGUGGGUAAUUUUUGGUCUGUGCAGUCUCUUGCUGUUGACGCACGGUCAAGAUGACGAUUGGGUCGAUCCAUUUGACAUGUUGAACUACGAUGCAACCUCAAAGUCUAUGAGGAAAUCCCCUGAGGCAGCAAGUUACGACAAUGUACCCACCAAGCGAAGAGAAUAUGUACAGGAGUCCUGUCCCACGUGCCAGUGCCCUGAUGUCUCUCAGUGCAACAAUAAAGUGGAGGUGCUACAGAGGGAGUUGCAGGAGCACAAACGGAAGACGACCUCUUUACUUCAACCUGCAACUUGUAAUCCCAUCUUCAAGCGAUUCAUCUCCAAACUGUUGAAGGAAAUCUCGAGACUUGGCUUGUCAGACGAAGGUCCAAAUGGCAUGUACUAUGAUGCCAAGGUACAUUUGUCUUCACGAACUAUGGCUGAGCUCCAGAAGGUAGUGGAUGGGGAGACCUGGACAACAGGUUCUGUAGAUGAUGCUCUCAGUAAGAUACUGGUGGACUUCAAACCUCAUGACUAUGAGGCCUGGAAGUGGCACUUUGAGGACACAUUUGGAGUUGAGCUGGACACAGUCUUGAAGACCUCCAUGUGUGUUUUGGUCAUAGUGGUGAUGAUCUGCAGUGAGCUUUGGUCCACGGUUUCAUGGUUUGUCCAGUUCAAGAGGAUGUUUGUCAUCUGCUUCUUCAUCAGUAUUGUCUGGAAUUGGUUUUAUCUUUACAAGAUUGCGUUUGCUGAGCACCAAACCAACAUUGUUAAGAUGGAGAGUGUCAAUGAGAAAUGUACUGGUGUGAAGAAGAUAGACUGGAAGGACAACUUAAAAGAGUGGUUUAGGAGCACUUGGACUCUUCAAGAUGAUCCUUGCAAGAAAUACUAUGAAGUACUCAUGGUUAAUCCCAUAUUACUGGUGCCUCCAACUAAGGCCAUCUCUGUCACCAUUACCACCUUCAUCACAGAACCUCUGAAGCACUUGGGCCAGGGGAUCAGUGAAUUUCUCAGGGCCCUCCUGAAGGAUCUGCCAGUUACUCUUCAAAUACCUGUCCUCCUCACCAUUGUGCUAGCGAUUGUGAUCUGUACAUAUGGCAGUGCCCAGACUGUCAUCCAGCAUGUCCUUACACGCCCUCUGAGAAGAGGUCGCAGAGAUCCUCCGCCACCACCCAACCGACUCCGGGACCAUGACCAACACCCCCAGCUAGAGAAGAGAGACUCUGACGAGGAUGAGGACAACCAGCACCACCUGGGGGCCGGGGAUGCUCCGCUGCCCAUACGGGGUGUGGAUCAGAGGGGUGGAGGAGGAGCAAGAAGAGAAGGAUGGAGACAAGAGGUCCGCCAGAGGAGACCUGUUCGGCCCAAGGAGAACCAGCGGCGGGUUUUUGUGGAGACCCUGCGGAAUGCAGAUCGCCAUUUCAGCGGUGACGAGACUGACCAAUCCAGGCUACCUGAGGAAGAGGUAGAGAGAGUAAGGGAAGAGGGGGAGGAUGUUGAGGUUGCUGAUGGGGACCAGGCUGCUGCUGCAAAAGAGGUUGUUAAAGAUGAGAAGAAAAAAGAGAAGCACGACGACAAGAGAGAGCAACCUGUUGUCAAGAAAGAGCAACCCGUCGACAAGAAAGAGCAGCGGGUUGAAAGGAAAGCCAAUGGCAUCCACUCUCCACAUACUGAGCCAGGCUCAGAGGGAGAAAGGACUGUGAGACCACCAGAUCAGCAGAGCACAGCGUCAACACAGAGUCAAGGUGCUGCAGCACCAGAGCUGAUAACAUCAUUACAAGGAUUCAACGCAGAAGAGGCUUCUUCGGAGCAGAAGGACGCCUUAAUAAAGAGUGGACAUGUUGAGGAUAUUGGAGUACCAGUUCAAGAGAGUGGACAAUAGAUCAUGUGCCAUUAAUGUAAAUGGCCUUUGUUGUGUACAUUUGUGUACAUGUUUGCCAAUGAGAAGAACUGUCUUUUUGAGAAGAACUGUCUUUUCAGAACUUUUAACGUAUCAAGAAUUACUACUAAUUUACUAAAUUAAUGUGAUAAAUACUUUUUUAUCAUCAUUUGAUUUGGUAGUGUUGUGUAAAAAAAUAAACAAAUAUUUUUACAAUUAUCAUCUAGUUGUUACAUCCGUAGCUUGCGCAAAUGGUUGACAGAAGAUAUAAGUUGGUCAAUAUAUUUUCAACCAGUGCUGAUUUGCCUCUUCAACGGUUUGAGGUUGGCCCAGUUGUGGUCUGAACACACCUAAGAACAUUUGUUGAUUUGUCAGACGGUAUUACAGCAUUUGUUGAUUGGUUGAUUGGUCAGACA
This is a messenger RNA of Sardina pilchardus (European sardine), 2789 nucleotides long. RefSeq names its product chloride channel CLIC-like 1 (gene clcc1). The coding region runs from base 481 to 2376 and encodes 631 amino acids. The transcript is spliced from 10 exons. NCBI's taxonomy places the organism in Eukaryota, Metazoa, Chordata, Actinopteri, Clupeiformes, Clupeidae. Gene Ontology annotation, cellular component: endoplasmic reticulum; membrane. The record is from RefSeq and is a predicted model, not a curated record. Gene Ontology annotation, molecular function: chloride channel activity.